AUGCUUUCGAACAAGUUAGCUUGGUGUCUGCGAUCGUCUGGUGUCGUUCGUAAAAUCCUGAAAAGAGACAUCAAUUUAAACGCAGAACUACACACCGUUCUGACGAAAUUGCCUGAUUCAGGUGUGGUGGUUGUCGGUGGUGGCCAUGCUGGCUGUGAAGCAGCUACUGGAUCAGCACGGUCAGGAGCACCAACUGUACUAGUAACACCGCACUUAGAUAAAAUAGGAACAUGCUCCUGUAAUCCGUCGAUGGGUGGUGUCGGAAAAGGCACAUUGCUGAGAGAAGUCGAUGCCCUGGACGGCGUGGCGCCAAGGAUUACAGAUAAGGCAGGUAUACAGUUCAAAAUGCUAAACAGAAGCAGGGGAGCUGCAGUUUGGGGACCCCGAGCCCAAAUUGAUAGAGACAUUUAUCUUACAAAAAUGCAAGAAGAGUUAUCAAACUAUCCCAAUUUAGCUCUUUGUGAAGGAAAAGUUAAGGACUUGAUCAUCGAUACGCAAAAGAGUAUCACAGACAAAGCUAAAUUUGGGUCUAUAGUAGGUGUAAUCCUUGAAUCCGGUCUCAUUCUAAGAUCUUCAAAUGUUGUCAUUACUACAGGCACGUUCCUAAGUGCCGAAAUUCACAUAGGAAUGAAGACUUUUCCUGCUGGGAGAAUAGGAGAAGAUCCAACAUAUGGAAUUAGUGGUUCCUUGCGGGAAGCGGGCUUCAUUUUAGGGAGAUUGAAAACUGGGACGCCUGCUAGAUUGGAUGGUAGAACUAUUGAUUUUACGAAAUUAGAAAAGCAGUACGGUGAUAGUCCACCUCACCCAAUGAGUUUUAUGAACGAAAAAGUUUCCAUAAGGGACCAGGUUUUAUGUUAUGGAACUUACACUAAUCCAGAGGUUCAUGAAUAUUUGAGAUCAAAUUUACACCGGGCGUUACACAUUCGUGAGACCAUCAAAGGACCACGUUACUGUCCGUCGCUCGAAGCCAAGAUUACAAGGUUCAGUGAUAAGGACUCGCAUAAAAUAUGGCUGGAACCAGAGGGUUUGACGUCUCACAUAGUUUACCCCAACGGUAUCUCAAACUCGAUGCCAGAAGACGUUCAGAUCAAUUUCAUGCGGAUGAUAACAGGUUUGGAAAAUGUAGAUAUGCUACAGCCAGCUUAUGGCGUUGAGUACGAUUAUAUUGAUCCUAGAUCUCUGAAUUCUACGCUAGAGACCAAGCUAGUGGGAGGGCUUUUCCUCGCAGGUCAAAUUAACGGCACAACAGGUUAUGAGGAGGCUUGUGCUCAAGGCAUUAUUGCAGGUGUUAACGCGGGCUUAGCAAAUCAAGGCUAUGCACCCUUUAUAUUGUCUAGAUCGGACGCGUACAUCGGGGUUUUGAUUGACGACUUAAUCACUAAAGGUGUAGAAGAGCCAUAUAGAAUGUUCACUUCCCGCUCAGAAUUCCGAGUGAGCGUGAGAGCGGAUAACGCGGACUUCCGAUUGACCGCGCUUGGACGCAUGGCUGGUGUGGUCGGUGACGAUCGGUGGAACGUUUUUCAAGCUCAUAAGCAGACGUUUACGGACAUUGUUGAUAAACUGUCCAAUUUUGAACUUAGCGCAAAGAAAUGGGACAGUGCUUUGGGAAUUCGGGUUGCAGACGGAGCAAAAAAGAGAAGCGCAUGGGAAAUGUUCAGAUUUAAUAACAUUGACUAUCAAACAUUAAGUGAACGUAUACCGGAUCUCAGAGCGAAUUUAGAGCAAGUUCCAAAGCAUGUUAUUCUUAAGGUUGACGUUAAGGGAAAAUACGAUCCUUACAUCAAAAAGCAAGAUCAGUAUAUCAAGGCAUUCCAAGCAGACGAAGGAAUACGACUACCACAAGGAUUUGACUAUUCAAAGUUGCCGUCAUUAAGCUCCGAGUGCAAGAACAUUUUAAAUCUCGUUCAACCGUCGACGAUUGGACAAGCCAGGAGGAUUCAGGGCAUCACACCAGCUUCCCUCUUCGAGAUCUACAAGCUUGCGAGGUUUAAGCAGCAUGACUUGCAGAGCCUUGUAACCCAAAACCAGCUAAUUAAGUGA
This is a messenger RNA of Lachancea nothofagi CBS 11611, 2040 nucleotides long. NCBI's taxonomy places the organism in Eukaryota, Fungi, Ascomycota, Saccharomycetes, Saccharomycetales, Saccharomycetaceae. The record is from the annotation of a GenBank genome assembly.